Molecule: messenger RNA, 1107 nt
Organism: Sparassis crispa
Lineage: Eukaryota; Fungi; Basidiomycota; Agaricomycetes; Polyporales; Sparassidaceae
Exons: 1
Coding region: 1-1107 (368 amino acids)
Molecular function (GO): zinc ion binding; nucleic acid binding
Source: RefSeq, a predicted model, not a curated record
AUGACCUCCUAUCCAGGAGAAAGACCAGACGCCCCUUGGAACCCCCCUGCCCAGAAUCCUGUACCCCAACCGACUCUUGCACCAAUCGUACCCGAUUACAUACCACCGAUGGCUACAGUUACCAUGGAUGAAGGACGUCACCAUGCUAGCCAGAAGGAACUUGGUUUUAGAAAACCCGAGACCUUCAACGGUUCAGACCGUUCGAAGCUUAGGGAAUUUAUAAACCAAUGCAAGAACUACAUGGCCGGAAAUAGCCAUGUCUACCAGGAGGACAAUCAGAAGAUCGCAUUCGUGCUAUCGCACAUGCAAGGAGGAACAGCAGGAUCAUGGGCACAGAGCUUCAUAGAAACGGAACUCACCAAUGAUGACUUCCUUUCUUAUGGGAGUUGGAGAGACUUCAUUGCAAGUGUGAACAAAGCAUUUGGCGAUGAAAAUAUUGAAGAAACCGCUCGUACCUUGCUGCGUAACAUCAAGCAAGGAACUCGUACUGCGGACGACUACAUUGCUGAAUUCCGAUCGCUUGAAUCCAAGGCGAAACUAGAAGAUGCCGGAAAUAUCGAGUAUUUCAAGUGGGGACUUAACGACCCACUCCAACAAAGGAUAUAUGGGAUGGAAAGCAUGCCCAAGACACUUGACAAGUGGUACGAAUACGCCUCGCGGUUUGAUAACCAAUGGAGAUCUGCUCAGAUCUUCAAGCGAGGAGCCACUACGAUGACGCGAGGAAAGGGCCGAUCUGUCCAUCGUCCCUACUACUCGGCUUCUGCAAAGGAUCCAAACGCGAUGGAUGUUGAUCGUGUCAAUAUCUCGCGAUUAUCCCCAGACGAGCGACAGAAGAGAAUGAAAGAAGGAUUAUGUUUCCUAUGCGGAAAGAAGGGCCAUAUAGCCAACGACAGACAAUUUCACCCCCAGUCUGGAAGUUUCACCCGUGCUAGAACGAUACAGCCCGGGUUAGACACAGACACGAUCACAUGGAUCAAGAAGAUGCGAGAAGACCUCGCACAGAAGAAGGAGACGUUGAGGGAAGAAACCAGAGAGGAACAGAUCGCCUAUGUGCGAAACGUCUUCAACGACAUGACUGACGAAGAACGAACCCAAUUGGGUUUUUGA